AUGGUGAUUGCCGGAAAGAGCUUGUCCACAGCAAUGAACGCCAGAAUAAUCGGCUCCGGUAAUGAAGCCAUAGUACUGGCACAUGGGUAUGGUGGAGACCAGUCUGUUUGGGACAAAAUCUUACCCCACUUGGCUCAGUUCUGCCGUGUUCUGGUCUUCGACUGGACCUUCUCCGGUGCCGUAAAGGACAUAAACCUGUUUGAUAAUGUUAAGUAUUCUUCGUAUGAUGCUUUUGCUGAUGAUUUGAUUGCUCUUGUGGAUGAGAUGAACUUCCAGCCAUCGGUCUUCGUCGGACACUCCAUGUCCGGUAUGAUCGGAUGCAUUGCUUCCAUCAAAAGACCUGAGCUCUUCAAGAGGCUCAUACUCAUCGGAGCUUCACCCAGGUAA
Ilex paraguariensis (yerba mate) is the source of this 387-nucleotide messenger RNA. NCBI's taxonomy places the organism in Eukaryota, Viridiplantae, Streptophyta, Magnoliopsida, Aquifoliales, Aquifoliaceae. The record is from the annotation of a GenBank genome assembly.